AUGGGUAACUGCAGCUCAUCAUGCUGUGGAGGCCGGUCCCGUGAAGGCCUGUACGAGCCUGUUCUGGCUGAUAGCGAGCGCGAGGCCGUUGCCGACUUGUUACAAUAUCUCGAAAACCGUGGAGAGAUAAACUUCUUUUCCGGUGAACCACUUCGGGCCCUAAGUACCUUGGUCUUUUCGGAAAACAUAGACCUGCAGCGCAGUGCAAGCCUUACCUUUGCCGAAAUCACCGAGCGAGAUGUUCGAGAGGUUGACCGAGACACGCUCGAACCUAUUCUCUUCCUGUUGCAAAGCCCCGAUAUAGAAGUUCAGAGAGCCGCUAGUGCCGCCCUAGGCAACCUUGCCGUCAACACCGAGAACAAGAUAUUGAUCGUCCAGCUUGGAGGAUUAACGCCGCUCAUCCGGCAGAUGCUUUCGCCAAAUGUCGAAGUACAGUGCAAUGCCGUAGGAUGCAUCACCAACUUGGCUACACAUGAAGAAAACAAGGCAAAGAUUGCCAGAUCUGGUGCUCUUGGCCCGCUGACGAGGCUUGCGAAAUCCCGAGACAUGCGCGUGCAGCGGAACGCUACCGGGGCUCUGCUCAACAUGACCCAUUCUGAUGAGAACCGACAGCAGCUUGUUAAUGCCGGCGCUAUCCCCGUCCUAGUUCAGCUCCUCUCUUCUCCCGAUGUCGACGUACAGUACUACUGCACUACGGCCCUCAGCAACAUUGCCGUUGACGCCAACAACAGACGAAAACUAUCGUCCACCGAACCUAAACUCGUCCAAUCUUUGGUCCAUCUAAUGGACUCGUCAUCUCCAAAGGUCCAAUGUCAGGCGGCGUUGGCCCUGCGAAACCUAGCGUCCGAUGAAAAGUACCAAAUUGAGAUUGUGCGAGUCCAAGGCUUGCACCCGCUCCUUCGUCUGCUUCAGUCAUCUUACCUUCCCCUGAUCUUGUCCGCUGUGGCCUGCAUACGAAAUAUCUCGAUACACCCAAUGAACGAAUCGCCCAUCAUUGACGCCAACUUCCUCAAGCCCCUGGUCGACUUGCUUGGAUCCACCGACAACGAAGAGAUUCAAUGCCACGCUAUUUCCACUCUGCGAAAUCUGGCAGCCAGCUCGGACCGGAACAAGGCCCUGGUGUUGGACGCUGGCGCUGUCCAAAAAUGUAAACAGCUGGUGCUUGAUGUGCCUGUGACAGUACAGUCGGAAAUGACGGCCGCUAUUGCGGUUUUGGCUCUUAGCGACGAUCUCAAAUCACAUCUGCUCAAUCUGGGAGUGUGCGACGUCCUCAUACCUUUGACUCAUUCGCCCAGUAUUGAGGUUCAAGGCAACAGUGCUGCGGCUUUGGGUAACUUGUCCUCUAAAGUUGGCGACUACUCAAUUUUCGUCCAAAAUUGGAAUGAUCCAAAUGGAGGCAUUCACGGAUAUCUUGGCCGAUUUCUGCAAUCCGGCGACGCCACCUUCCAGCACAUCGCCGUCUGGACUUUGCUGCAGUUGUUCGAGUCGGAAGACAAGACUUUGAUUGGCCACAUCGGCAAGGCCAACGACAUUAUUGAAAACGUUCGAGCGAUUGCAAACCGGCAGGUCGAAGCCGAGCCCGAGUUUGAGGACGAAGACGAAGGCGAAGUGGUUAAUUUGGCUCAACGUUGCCUGGAAUUGCUGGGACAGAGCAUGUCCAAAGCUCACAUUGAAGGCUAA
This is a messenger RNA of Metarhizium album ARSEF 1941, 1680 nucleotides long. Its product is annotated as vacuolar protein 8. Gene Ontology annotation, biological process: nucleus-vacuole junction assembly; vacuole inheritance. The record is from RefSeq and is a predicted model, not a curated record. NCBI's taxonomy places the organism in Eukaryota, Fungi, Ascomycota, Sordariomycetes, Hypocreales, Clavicipitaceae. Gene Ontology annotation, molecular function: protein binding; protein-membrane adaptor activity. The transcript is spliced from 7 exons. The coding region runs from base 1 to 1680 and encodes 559 amino acids. Gene Ontology annotation, cellular component: fungal-type vacuole membrane.